Beta vulgaris subsp. vulgaris (sugar beet) is the source of this 1279-nucleotide messenger RNA. RefSeq names its product deSI-like protein At4g17486. Bases 484 to 1176 code for a protein of 230 amino acids. The record is from RefSeq and is a predicted model, not a curated record. The transcript is spliced from 3 exons. Gene Ontology annotation, molecular function: deubiquitinase activity. Lineage: Eukaryota; Viridiplantae; Streptophyta; Magnoliopsida; Caryophyllales; Amaranthaceae. Gene Ontology annotation, biological process: protein deubiquitination.
AAAAUAAAAUGCAAAAUGGUAAUUCGAAAUUUAAAAAUUCAAGAUGAAGACAGCUCAAAAAGCUGUAACCAACCCUCCCCCUCUGUAGUCUGUCCUGUCGCUACAAAAAUCCUCUCCCCCACCUUAGUUAAAUAAAAUUUUACAGAUCCAAUAAUCCACCCAAUCCCAUAUUCUCAUCCUUCAACCUGGAAAACAAAAAAAAAAUACUCAGGCACUAGAAAUCUGGAAUCUAUUUAUCUAUUAUCUAUGCUGAAAUGCGGCUCUUAAUAGCCACUAGUGGGAUCCGCAUGACAGGAUUUCUCUGUCUCUCUAUCUCUCUUGUAGUUUGAAUGUUUGGUAGAGUUUGUUUACUUUACAGUUAAAGUUAUCAUAUUUUUUAUGCUACAUCUAUGAUUUAUGAGCAACAAUCAAAAAGUUGGUAGUAGUAUGUAUAGUAGUAGUAAAUCCUGGUGAAGAGUGAAGAAGAGUGUAUUGAAAAAGAUAAUGUUGUGUAGGAAAAAGUCAUGUGUUGAUGCUGGUGGUUCAAUUCCAGUAUACCUGAAUGUCUACGAUAUCACACCAUUCAAUGGCUAUGCUUAUUGGUUUGGUCUUGGGGUCUACCACUCUGGCAUCCAAGUUCACGGGGUUGAGUAUGCAUUUGGCGCACACGAGUUUCCGUCGACCGGGAUAUUUGAAGGGGAACCUAAGAAAUGCCAAGGAUUUCUGUUUAGAAAGGCCAUAUUGGUUGGAUGGACAGAGUUUAUGUCAGAGGAAGUAAGGAAGCUUAUGGAGGAGUUGGCUGUUGAGUAUAAAGGAAAUGCUUAUAAUUUAAUCACCAAGAAUUGCAAUCAUUUUUGCAAUGAUGCUUCUAUUAGACUCACUGGAAAUCCUAUCCCUACUUGGGUCAAUCGCCUCGCCAGAAUCGGAUUCAUAUGUAACUGUGUGAUUCCAGCAACUAUAACAACCACGAAAAUCCGAAGCCGGGAUCACACAAAGGAAGAGAAUGACAAUGUUGUUAAAGAUGAACAAGAUAAGAAAGUGGCAUCAAACUCAAACAGGUUUAAUACAUCUUCAUCUUCUUCUUCGUCAUCACCUUCUGAAACUGCCCAAACUGCAACUAAAAGUAGCAGGAGGAGAAGAUCAGUCACACCUUCUUCACCUUUGAUACUGCCUUCUUCUACUAGCAGUAACUCUUAGAUUCAAACCUUUUUUUUCUUUUUGUUUUUUGAAUUGGGAGGAUGCCUCUUUUCCAUCCAUCAAUGCAAAUACAAAUUCAGUGUCGUCCUAUCUUUAAUCUUUA